This is a messenger RNA of Arctia plantaginis, 2385 nucleotides long. The record is from the annotation of a GenBank genome assembly. Lineage: Eukaryota; Metazoa; Arthropoda; Insecta; Lepidoptera; Erebidae.
AUGGAUUUAGCAAAAUCUCUCUUUAGUUCACGCGAUCAUAUGGGUUACGUGGGACGUGAGGACCACGAACGUAAAAUUAGUGCAGCUUUAGCAGAUGACGACCCAGAAGAUGUGAUUGAUGCUAUACGAGGACUAAACAUUGCUGAUGAACUGCUUCCCGCACCAGGUGGACCAUUCUCGGCACUUACACCAAGUAUGGUCCCUCAAGAUAUUAUGGCUAAAUUGGCGCAACCCGAAUCUGAAGGUCACGGCGGUGGACUGCCUGACUACAGAUUUGACGAAUUUGGAUUUUGUGUGGAAGAAGAAGACGAACCCGAACAAAGUCCAAAUAACACACUAACAGAUGCUUCAGUUGAAGAUGAUCAACACCGUCUUCAGUGGGAAUUUUAUAGCAAAGAAAUAAAUUUUUCCGAAGGUAAGCUGGAAAAAACUGAUAAAUUACAGAAAAUGGUGAAAGAUGGUGUUCCUCACUCACUGCGUCCUCAGGUGUGGAUGCAUCUGUGUGGUGCAAAUAAGAAAAGAGCAUCUACUGAAAUUACGUAUCAUGAAAUUGUGAGAGCUUCUAGUGAUGAUGGACUGGUAACAAGUAAACAAAUUGAGAAAGAUUUGGUCCAAAUAUUGCCUAACAAUGUAUGUUUUUCACACCCGACUAGCACAGGUGUGCCAAGACUGCGUAGAAUAUUGAGAGCACUUGCAUGGUUGUACCCUGAUAUAGGUUACUGUCAGGGUACUGGCAUGAUAGCAGCAUCAUUGUUGCUUCUAAUGGAAGAAGAAGAUGCAUUUUGGAUUAUGUGCACAACGGUUGAAGAUCUUUUGCCUGCUUCAUAUUACUCUUCAACUCUGAUAGGAAUUCAAGCAGAUCAAAAAGUGUUGAGAAGUCUCAUUUCUAGCUAUCUACCUGGAAUAGAUCAAGUCCUUAAUGCACAUGACAUUGAGCUCUCUUUGAUUACAAUGCAUUGGUUUCUGACUUUGUAUGCUAAUGUAGUGCACAUUAAUAUAUUACUGAGAAUAUGGGAUCUCUUUUUCUUAGAUGGCUCAUUAGUGCUAUUUAAAGUUACGUUGGCCAUGUUAAAAAUGAAAGAGAAUAGAUUUACUGAGAUUUCAAAUUCAGCUCAGAUUUUUAAUGCUCUCUCUGACAUUCCUGGUGAAAUUGAUGAUGUUGAUGUUCUUGUAAAAACUAUAGAUGAAGUCUGUGGAGAUACUUUAAGUCCAACACUGAUUGAGACUCAUAGAAGACGACACCUCGCAUAUCUAAUGGCAGACCAAGGUGCACUAGUUGGUAACCCCAGUGCUGUACCCAAUCUCCCUAAGCAACAACUUCAAAGGCGGCAAAUAAAGAAGAGUAAAUCAGUUAUACAAACAAUACUUUUUGGAGAAGAUAGCAACAAUGAAGAUGCUGUUUCUAAGAAUGUCAAACAAACUGAAAUUUUAGUCGAUCUCAGAGAAGCAAUUCUACAAGUUGCACGUCAUUUUUUGGCCCUUGAACCACAACUAGCAUCUGAGGUACAGUUGACAGCAGACUACACAAUGCAAAGCCAUGCUGCAGAUCGAGAAAGAUAUGUUAAUGUAUCUCGUAGUAAGAGACGUAGGGCUAAAGCAUUAUUGGACUUUGAGAGAAGAGAUGGGGAUGAAUUGGGUUUUAGAAAAAAUGAUGUAAUUGAAGUUAUAAGUUCCAGGGAUGAACAUUGCUGGAUUGGAGAGUUAAAUGGACUGAGAGGUUGGUUUCCAGCUAGAUUCGUAAAACUUCUAGAUGAAAAAGGUGUCAAGUAUAGCAGAGCUGGAGAUGACUCUGUGACAGAGAAGGCUGCACAUUUGGUCAGAGGGGUGUUAGCUCCUGCUUUCAAAAGGGUCCUUCUACAUGGAAUAAAGCGUCCUAGUUUUUUGGAUGGACCUUGCCAUCCCUGGCUUUUCAUUGAAGAAGCCUCUUCGAGAGAGGUAGAAAAAGAUUUUAAUUCAGUAUAUAGUCGCCUGGUACUUUGUAAGACAUAUCGUUUAGAUGAAGAUGGAAAAGUAUUGACUCCUGAAGAGCUGCUGUAUAGAUGUGUCCAAGCCAUUAAUUUAUCACAUGAUAAUGCCCAUGCACAAAUGGAUGUAAAACUGCGAACAUUGAUAUGUAUGGGACUCAAUGAAGAAGCUUUACAUUUAUGGCUGGAAGUAUUAUGUUCAUGUGUUGAUGUCGUUCAGAAGUGGUUCCAUCCAUGGUCAUUUAUAAACUCUCCAGGGUGGGUACAGAUAAAAUGUGAAUUGAGGAUAUUGUCUCAAUUUGGAUUCAAUCUUAACCCUGACUGGGAAUUGCCAUUGAAGAAAGAUACACAGAAUCAACCAUUGAAGGAAGGGGUCCGAGAUAUGCUUGUAAAGCAUCAUUUGUUUUCAUGGGAUCUGUAA